AUGUCCAACCAAUGGGAAGAUUGGUGCCCAACGUUCGAAAAUUACCUUUGCACCAUACCAGGAAGAGACGGUGUGCCACUAAGCUACAUUGUGAGGAUGAACAAUACAGGAAUGCUCACCCUGCAUGGAGAUUUCUUGGAAACCUACGUCAACAUGGCACCACACGUUGGCGAAGCAUAUGUCAUGGAUAACGCCAAAGUCCUAGUCCUUCUCAGCAAGUUUAUCGUGGGGAAUACCGAAGCUGAAGCGACUCUCCAAGCCAUCAACAUUGCAGGCAAUGGAAGAGAAGCAUUCAACGCACUACGUACCCACUACAAAGGCGAAGGAAUACUAGCCAGCGACAUUGUCAAAGCUGAACACACCAUCAAAGAACUGUGUUACGUUGGCAAAAAACCAAAAUUGAACUGGUCCAUGUUUGAACGAAUGUUAAAGAAACCUACAAAACAAGGUUACAGCACCAUUCCUACAACUGAACAAGACGGCAAUCAAUACGGAAAUUGGCAAAAGACCAAUGUUGAUGACUUUCACGACAGCAUUGCGAAUCUACUGAACUGCAGUGAGAGAAAGUUUCCCCAGGGAACCAGCAAUGCAACCAAUAGGGGACGAUACUUGGGCAAAACUAGGGCUGACAACGAUUGCGACAGAAGCAGAAGCCAAAACGAUGGAGGAGGCAACAAACGUCGCGACGAAGAAGAAAUUACUCUGAGUAAUGGAGAGAAGAUCUGGUACCAUCCUAGCUACCGUUUCUCUCGGACACACCUGCAAGCGUUUACCAACAAGCAACGCGAGCGUAUGGCGAAGGAAAGAGCCGCAUACAGAGAAAGUCAAGGAUUACCAGCAAGAAGGGCAACAGGACAAGCCGCACAAACGCAACAAGUGGAAACGCAGCUGGCGGAAUUGCAAGCCGAAGUAGCAUCGAUUAGAUCCAACAACGUACCUGCUACCAUCCCAGCCGAAGCAGCCACGCAGAUAUCACAAGUGACUAUGGGAACGACUGGAAGUACAGCAAUGGGCGGACGCAACCAACAGGCAAACAACCAACAGGCAAGCGGUAGAACCUGA
Messenger RNA from Cylindrotheca closterium, 1062 nucleotides. The record is from the annotation of a GenBank genome assembly. Lineage: Eukaryota; Bacillariophyta; Bacillariophyceae; Bacillariales; Bacillariaceae.